Molecule: messenger RNA, 360 nt
Organism: Naumovozyma castellii
Lineage: Eukaryota; Fungi; Ascomycota; Saccharomycetes; Saccharomycetales; Saccharomycetaceae
Gene: RPS26B
Product: 40S ribosomal protein eS26
Exons: 1
Coding region: 1-360 (119 amino acids)
Source: RefSeq, a predicted model, not a curated record
AUGCCAAAGAAGAGAGCUUCCAACGGGAGAAACAAGAAGGGUAGAGGCCACGUCAAGCCAGUCAGAUGCGUCAACUGUUCCAAAUCCAUUCCAAAGGACAAAGCCAUUAAGAGAAUGGCCAUCAGAAACAUCGUGGAAGCCGCCGCAGUGAGAGAUUUAUCUGAAGCCUCCGUCUACGCUGAAUACGCCCUGCCAAAGACUUACAACAAGUUGCAUUACUGUGUCUCUUGUGCCAUUCACGCUAGAAUCGUUAGAGUCAGAUCAAGAGAAAACAGAAAGAUUAGAGCUCCACCACAAAGACCAAGAUUCAACAGGGAAAACAAGGUUUCCCCAGCUGAUGCCGCUAAGAAGGCCUUAUAA